UAAAAGGAGCAGAUAACUCUUUUUCGACCUUGAAAAGAUUGGACGCUGUUUCCGCGUGAUCGGUGGUUGGAUCUAACAGCUAUUAACUCUUUAGACAUGCAGAAGAAUCAUCACUGAGCAGCUGUGGAGUCAGCCUGUGGUCAUCCAGCACUAAAAUUACAAACUUACCAAUCAUGUUGGUGAAAAGUUGCAGAAUUGUUUCCUGUUCAAAACCAUGUCAUCUUUCACUGAAAUACUUAUCUGCCCUCUCCUCCAACAGAAGGAGCAAACACCCAUCAACAUUAUACAGAAAAGAUAACAACCUGCCUGCUGUUACAGAGACAUCCAGUCUCGAUACGGGUACAGGCACAUGUUUGGGAAUUGUACAUCAAAUGAAAAAUGAACCUGGCAUAGUUUACACAGGUAUUUAUUCAGAAAAAGUAACUCCGUCCAUACCUACAGUCUCAAAAUGUGGAUUGAGACCUCUGUAUGAUUCGACAUCUUCAUUAGACAGCUAUAAUGGUGUUCCUCACUGUCGAUUUUAUCAUUCGCUUGGAAAGAAAAUGUUGAUGGGUCAUCCGCUGUUAUCUACUGAGGUCUUUCAGCGUGACGGUUCGAAGAAACUGAGCAUGUCACUGAAGUCUAUUCUAGAUGCGUCUCCACCCUCGAUACAGCCAUAUUUGAAACUAAUUCGCUUUGAUAAGCCCAUCGGAUCAUAUCUUCUGUUCUGGCCAUGUGCGUGGAGUAUUGGGAUAGCUGCGGAUCCUGGCCACUUGCCAGACUUGUACAUGCUGAUGCUGUUUGCUGCUGGAGCAUUCUUUAUGCGUGGAUCGGGCUGCAUAAUCAAUGACAUGUGGGAUAAAGACUUUGACAAAAAAGUGGAGAGAACUAAGCUGCGACCUCUCGCCUCCGGAGAGAUCACGCACUUCCAAGCGUUGGUUUUCCUGGGAUCCCAGCUGGGUCUGGCUCUUGCCAUACUACUUCAACUCAAUACCUACAGUAUUCUGCUGGGAGCUUCUUCAAUGGGUUUAGUGAUAGCUUAUCCUCUCGCUAAGAGAUUUACGAACUGGCCACAAGUCAUGCUAGGUCUGACGUUCAACUAUGGGGCUAUUCUCGGGUUCUCUGCUGUCAAGGGACAUACCGACUGGCUACUAAUUUUGCCAUUGUAUGCAGGGUGUAUAGCAUGGACUCUAAUUUAUGACACCAUCUAUGCUCACCAAGAUAAGUAUGAUGACAUGCUUAUUGGUGUGAAGUCCUCAGCCCUGGCUCUCGGUGACAAGACGAAGCCCGUCCUCACGGUGUUUGCCAGCAUCAUGAUUGGUGGGCUGUCUCUGACGGGCUAUCUCAGCGAUCAGACCUGGCCAUUCUAUGCUGCUGUCGCCACCACGGCAGCACACUUGUCUCACCAGCUCUACACUGUAAAUCUGGAUGAUGCUGAUGACUGUGCCACCAAAUUCCGAUCUAAUAUCCAUGUUGGUAUGCUGAUGUUCCUAGGUGUUGUCCUUGGAACACUCAUGAAGAAUCCCGCAAAUACAGUCAAACCCGACAUCAAUGAAGAGGAUAAGACCGAAAAACUAAAAAUCUAAAACCACUUUAUUAUUAUUUUGACAGUUUAUUUUUAACUAUAGAACCAAUACAUUGUAUCUAAAACCACCUAACUAUAUUGACAAUUUCUCUUUCAUGUUGAAGCUACAUUGUUAAGAAGUCUUGUUAUGGUGUAUAUAAAUAUUGUAUUUUGUAA
Molecule: messenger RNA, 1720 nt
Organism: Gigantopelta aegis
Lineage: Eukaryota; Metazoa; Mollusca; Gastropoda; Neomphalida; Peltospiridae
Product: 4-hydroxybenzoate polyprenyltransferase, mitochondrial-like
Exons: 8
Coding region: 174-1565 (463 amino acids)
Biological process (GO): ubiquinone biosynthetic process
Cellular component (GO): mitochondrial inner membrane
Source: RefSeq, a predicted model, not a curated record